AUGGCAUGCCAACAACAUCAAAUAAUAGAACAACAAAAGGACGAGGCAGAGAUAUACAAAGGAAAAGCAAUAUGCAAACAAAAAACAAAUCUCCUCCUUGACGAAAUUCUCCUUCCAAGAGGUUUGCUUCCUUUGGACAACAUUGUGGAAAUGGGUAUCAAUCGUCUCACGGGUUUCGUGUGGCUCAAGCAAACAGAAAAGAAGGUGCACCGGUACAAUGACAUUGGUCGCACGGUUUCCUUCGACACGGAGGUCACUGCCUUUGUGGAGGAACACCAGAUGCGAAGGGUCACCGGUGUUAAGACCAAGGAGUUGUUUGUAUGGCUUCCUGUGUCGGAUAUCUUCGUUAAUGACCCUUCUUCUAAUAAGAUCUCGUUCGCCAAUUCUUCGGGGGUUGCUAGGUCGUUUCCCCUAUCAGCAUUCGCUCUCGAAGAAGAACAUGUUCAUACACCGCGACAAAAUCAACAUAAAAUUUCAUCAACAAACAGAUUUAUUUAG
Messenger RNA from Vicia villosa (hairy vetch), 498 nucleotides. RefSeq lists its product as uncharacterized. The record is from RefSeq and is a predicted model, not a curated record. Bases 1 to 498 code for a protein of 165 amino acids. NCBI's taxonomy places the organism in Eukaryota, Viridiplantae, Streptophyta, Magnoliopsida, Fabales, Fabaceae. The transcript has a single exon.